ACAAUUGAGUUUUUUCCGUUUUAUUUUAGCUGUGAUAUUUAGCGACGGCAAGACACACUCAAAAUAAGUUAUUUGCCAAAGAAAAAAAGAGAAACGAAAAAAAAAACAAAAAAACUGGAGCGUUGCUAUGACAACCAGCGCAACAAGGUUUGUUAGCAACCAAACUAGCGUUCGGACCAGAAGGCUUUGGUUAGAUGUUAUGUUAGCUAGCAAGUAUUUUUAAACAGCAGAUAACGUUAAGGUAACUUAUAUCUACGCUGUAAAGUAUUUUAUUACAUAAACAAUGGACUCAAAUUCGUUAUACUAUUCUUUGGAACUCGUUGCCGGUAGCGGACAUACUUUAAAUGUUGAGCAAAGAGCCGCUCUGCAGACUUCCUUGGUGAUCCUGAAGAAAAACUACAAAUUCCAUCGAGUGUUGUUUUGGGGCAAAAUAUUGGGAUUAAAGGAGGAUUAUUUUAUCGCUCAGGGGAGAGGAGAAGAUGAGAUGCAGGAUAAAAAGAAUCUCUAUAGCUUCAACUGCAUGGACUGGUUCCUGCUCCCCCCUGCCACAGACUCAAUGAUCGAGGAAGUGUCCAAAGCUGCAAAGGGUCGCUUCAAAGGAGACCCCUCCUAUGUGUAUGAGCAUCUUGAGAUCCGCAGGCGAGGAGAGAGGGAUGACGUUAUAGAGGAGGAGGUAAUCAAAGUCAAUGAGGAGAGCAGGCUGGCAGUGACGGUUCAUCAGAUCGAUGAGGAAGUGUCUGUGGUACCGCGUGGCGCCUUCGUCAAGAGUCCACAUGGCCUUGUCCAGAUCAACCGCAGCUUUGUGGGUCUGUCUCACUCAGAAGCAGGGAAGCUUGACAACUUCCUUCACUUCAGAAAACCAAAGAAUCUGAAGAAGAAAUCCAUCCUGGAAAUGGGUGAUUUGAACCCAGCUAUUGACUUCCUGGAUGUACUGAGUGAUGACAUUACUAAAGGAUCAUGGAGUCUUCAGUUUGAAUAUGCUAGCACAGUGUGCGUGCUUCGCAGCCUGUUGUGGCUUGGCCUGACCUUCUACCAUGUGCCAAUGACGCCACAGCAUGGACACAUCUACAUCGGCGAUGGGACCAAGAAUUUGGACCUUCCCUUUAUGCUGUAAAAAUAUCUUACACCUAUUUCAAGCUACAAAUCCUCUUUUCUCUGUUGUUCACAUCAACCUUCAAAAUGUAUUAAAUGCAACAGGUUGCUGGAUUUUAUGUUUGUCUUAUCUUAAAACAAAUAAAGAGAUACAGUCGUGCA
Molecule: messenger RNA, 1254 nt
Organism: Siniperca chuatsi (mandarin fish)
Lineage: Eukaryota; Metazoa; Chordata; Actinopteri; Centrarchiformes; Sinipercidae
Gene: rsph9
Product: radial spoke head component 9
Exons: 5
Coding region: 284-1114 (276 amino acids)
Biological process (GO): motile cilium assembly; axoneme assembly; cilium movement involved in cell motility
Cellular component (GO): radial spoke; axoneme
Source: RefSeq, a predicted model, not a curated record